AUGAACUCUCAAGGACUCUCCCGUUGGUACGACAGCGUGUUCGCCAGGGGACAAGGCGGAUCUGAAGGGGCCCGAGGCGGUUCUAGAGGCGUCCAGAGCGGUUCUGCUGAGCCUCCGACCCAGGCUCACGGUGCGGGCGAGGGUCUGUCCCGUUUGUACGAGAGCGUGUUUGCAGGCAGCCAAGGGGUGAAACAGAACGUAGAAAAGCUUGUCGAUAACGUUUUUGAGAGCGAACGCGUGAAAAAAGUGACGCAGAACGUAGAGAAGUUAGUCGAUAACGUUUUUGAGAGCAAGGGCGUGAAGCAAGUGACACAGAACGUAGAACACCUCGUCGAAACUUUUCGUAACGGGGCUGCCCGGAACAGCAGCAACGCGAAAGAUCUGAAGGAUAUUAGGGAGCUUAAGGAUAUUAAAGAUCUAAUGGGUUGCACGUGGUCGGGUUUGGCGGCGAUAUAUGAUGCUGUGAGUAGCGGCGAGGAGGUGAAGGUGAACGGGCGACGGUUUCGCAUUGUGCAAAAUCUUGGCGAAGGUGGUUACGCUUUCGUUUACCUUGUUCGCGAAACCGGUAGCAGCCGCAGCAGCGCCGGCGAUGGUCCAGAUGCAUCGUCGGAUCCAGCUGCUGACGUGGAGACUAGCGGUGAUGACAAGGCUGCAGAACCCCGAAAUUCAGGGGAAAAUGCAGGAUCAGCGGACGAAUCAGACGUUAAGCCGGCUGUUGCAGCCAAGCCGAAACGGAAAUACGUCUCCCCUGACAACACAUACGCGUUAAAGAAGUUCCUGAUACAGACAAAGGAGCAGCUGCUGCUGGUGAAGGCCGAAAUCGACGUGGCAUCAAAGCUCGACCAUCCCAACCUUCUCCCUCUAGUGGAACACGCCAUAGUGUCAUCCAAGCAGCAGCAGGGCACCAAGGAGGCGUAUCUGGUCUUCCCAGUCUACCGGGACGGCACCAUUCACGACCAUGUCGCGUGGAUGGCUCAACCCAAGGGGUCGCAACCCGGUAGAGGCCACCGCUUCUCACCGCUUCAAGUGCUCACCAUUAUCAGCCAGGUUGCGUCUGGCCUUGCACACAUGCACGCAUGCUCGCCCCCUCUAGCCCACAACGACGUCAAGCCAGGGAACAUCCUCAUAGCCUUUGGGGGAGGGCACGGGGCCACAGGGGGAAUUGCAGGGGGAAUGGGCAGGGGCGAUGGUAUCUGUGUGACCGGUGUAGCAGAAAGGGAUGAUGCUUUUGUAGAGGGUAUAAGCAGUGGUGAUGGUGCUUCUUCUGCUGCCGGUGCCUCUGAAGGAAAAGCAGGAGAAGCAGGAAAGGCUAACACAGGUGGGCGGAAUGGGGAGGAAGGAGCAGCAGGAGGCGAGGGAACGGGAGACGGGGUGCCGUUGGAGCGGUUACCAACAGCGUCGGCAUCAGACGUGGCGGUGGCGAUUAUGGACUUUGGCUCAACCACGCCUGCCAGGAGACACAUCUCUUCACGCAACCAGGCGCUGUCCUUACAGGAAUGGGCGGCGCAGCACUGUUCAGCGGCGUACCGAGCACCGGAGUUUUGGGACUGCCCGAGUGAGAUGGAGAUCGAUGAGAGGAGUGACGUGUGGUCGCUGGGAUGCACCCUCUAUGCCACUAUGUACGGGCAGUCUCCUUUUGAGUUCUCCCUAGGCGAGUCAGGAGGCAGCUUGCAGCUCGCAGUGAUGAGCGGCACCAUCAAAUGGCCCCACCCGCCCCUCCCUGCCUCCUCCUCCUCCGCUCCCUCCACUGCUUCUAUGGACGCUCCUAGCAAUAUGACCGCGACUGGAUUGUCAGGAGGUGAUUUUGCUGAUUUUUCUGCAGUGGGGGCAGCAGGAGGGGAGGUGGUGGGGUACCCUGCGUCGUUCCAUAGGCUGGUGGAGUGGAUGCUGCAGCAGGAUGUGAAGCAACGCCCGACGGCCGCACAGGUGGUAGAGAGAAUUGAGCAUAUGAUAGCUACACUGCCACCCUCGCUCCAAUGA
Messenger RNA from Closterium sp. Yama58-4, 1980 nucleotides. NCBI's taxonomy places the organism in Eukaryota, Viridiplantae, Streptophyta, Zygnematophyceae, Desmidiales, Closteriaceae. The record is from the annotation of a GenBank genome assembly.